AUGACGAACUCACCGCAAUCUUCUCCCCUUGAGGUCUUGGCUGACCAAAUCAGUGCUUCGGCCAAAGUAAUCGCGGCCUUCUGUGCCUCUACAGGCCAUCCACACCCUUCCUUUGACGAUACCAAACUCAAUAACCUCGAUACAUUACCCUCCCCUGCACCAGCCGAGAUUCAGGAGGCUCGACAGGUUAUUCUUGAGAAUGCUUAUCGACUCCAACAGCUCAUCAUCGAGCCCAACCAGUAUCUGGCACGAUUGGCAGUCUACCCUCAGCAUCUUGCCGCAAUUCAAUGGCUCUGUCACUUCAAAAUCCCCUCGCUCGUCCCGAGUGACAGCACUAUCUCGUAUCCCGAUCUCGCGGCUGCAGCCCACGUACCGCUCCACCAGCUCAAAAGUAUAACUCGGAUGGCUAUCACGGGAAAUUUCCUUCAGGAGACACCCUUGAACCAGGUUUUGCACAACAAGACAUCAGCGCACUUCGUGUCAAACCCGUCACUGUGUGACUGGGCGCUAUUCCUGGCAGAGGAUUCGGCCCCAAUGGCGCCCAAGCUGGUCGAGCGGUUUUCCGGAUACAUGAAGAACGUGGCCAAGGGCGAAGGGACGAACGUCAAGCACUUGAUUCAGGGGUACGAUUGGGAAACUCUGGGUAAUGCUACUGUGGUGGACGUGGGUGGAUCGAGCGGCCACGCUAGCAUUGCUCUCGCGGAGAUUUACCCGCAGCUGAAAUUCAUUGUCCAGGACCUUCCGAUGGUCAUCAAGACUUCUGCAUCCCAGGUCCCUGAUGCUGUGUCCUCGCGGGUUACAUUCCAAAGUCACGAUUUCUUCACCCCGCAACCUGUGAUCGACGGGGAUGUGUACCUUCUCCGAAUGAUCUUGCACGACUGGCCCCGCGACGAAGCCCAAAAGAUCUUGUCCCAUCUGGCUGUGGCCCUGAGUCGACCUGGCAGUCGCAUCAUCGUUAUGGACACUGUUCUUCCCAACCCGGGUAGCGCGCCGGUUAGCGAGGAGGCGCUGCUGCGUGUGCGGGACAUGACGAUGAUGCAGACAUUCAACAGCCAUGAGCGGGGGAUGGAGGAGUGGGAGGCACUAGUGCAGGCGGCAGACUCCACCUUGAAGAUAAUCCGGGCCAUUCAGCCUUGUGGUAGUGCGAUGACGAUUCUGGAGAUUGGGCGGGAAUAG
Penicillium mononematosum is the source of this 1176-nucleotide messenger RNA. RefSeq lists its product as uncharacterized. NCBI's taxonomy places the organism in Eukaryota, Fungi, Ascomycota, Eurotiomycetes, Eurotiales, Aspergillaceae. The transcript is spliced from 4 exons. The record is from RefSeq and is a predicted model, not a curated record. Bases 1 to 1176 code for a protein of 391 amino acids. Gene Ontology annotation, molecular function: O-methyltransferase activity.